AUGAAAAGAUUUGCGUCCAGAUUCAUGAUAGGAAUUUGGUGGUUAUCAAUUCUUGUUUUGAUAUCAAGUUACAGUGGAGCGUUAAUGUCUUUUAUGACUUGUCCAUUAACUGAGUCUUUUCCAAAAGAUUUUCGAGAACUUGCUGUUUUUGUCCGCAACGGUGAAUACUCAUGCGGAACAUACAAGGGAUAUUUUAUUUGGAAAGAUAUCAUGGAAUCGAAAUCAGAAAGUAUUAAUAUUUUAAGUGAAAACAUUUUGUCGAAUAAUAAUUCAAUGGCUAUUGCAGAAGGCAUUAAAAAGGCACAGAAUGAACGAUUUGCAUACAUAAUGUAUAAAACUGUGUUAAAUUACUACAUCAGUAACGUAGAAAGGCAUAAAUACGUGAUGUCGAAAGAUUCUUUUCGUACAUAUAUGUGUGCUUAUACAGUCAGAAAGAAUUUUCCAUUUAAAAAGGAUAUGACAAACAUAGUAACUCGCAUGUUUGAAGCUGGAAUUUUUGAAAAAUUGAAUAAUGAAGAAGUUAAUGAAUUCCAAGAAUCAUCAAAAUUCCGACCAUUGUCAAUCGAAGAUAUUGAAAGUCCUUUGUUACUUAUGGGCAUUGGAUAUCUAAUGUCUUUAAUCUGCUUAAUCAUUGAAAUAAUAUUAACUAAAGUAAUUAAAAUUGUUCCCCGUAAUCCACUUUACUAA
Messenger RNA from Centruroides sculpturatus (bark scorpion), 687 nucleotides. RefSeq names its product glutamate receptor ionotropic, kainate 2-like. Gene Ontology annotation, molecular function: ligand-gated monoatomic ion channel activity. Gene Ontology annotation, cellular component: membrane. Bases 1 to 687 code for a protein of 228 amino acids. The record is from RefSeq and is a predicted model, not a curated record. Lineage: Eukaryota; Metazoa; Arthropoda; Arachnida; Scorpiones; Buthidae. The transcript has 3 exons.